Molecule: messenger RNA, 1660 nt
Organism: Lucilia cuprina (Australian sheep blowfly)
Lineage: Eukaryota; Metazoa; Arthropoda; Insecta; Diptera; Calliphoridae
Product: mitochondrial GTPase 1
Exons: 1
Coding region: 711-1652 (313 amino acids)
Cellular component (GO): mitochondrion
Molecular function (GO): GTP binding; GTPase activity
Source: RefSeq, a predicted model, not a curated record
GACCUGAAUUACAACUGCUUAUUUUUAUUAGUAUACUUUUUAUCUUUCGUUUUUUUGUGCUAUUUUGGCAUAAAAUUGUAUUUAUUACUCACUCCACGGUUUAGUAGCGACAAAAACAAUAAGAAAAAUAAAAGAAAAAUUUUGACAAUCACAAGGCGAAUUUACAUAAGGUGGUGGCAGUUCGGCAUCAAUCAUAGUAUAUUUUUCAAAAGGUACUGUUAACGGGACAUCUUAUUUUUUUGCUACUACACUUUUGAUUUGUGUUCAUGCAUUUUGAUGGCGUGCUGUUACUUUCAAUUGUAGACAUACUGUCAAAUUCUAUAUCAAGAUAUAACAAUAUGGGGAAAUAAUUAAAAUUAAAUGAAACAUGAAUUAUUUAUGGGUUAAUUAAAUUUAUAAAAGAAGCGAAAAUUUCCAAAUUAAUACUACACUUCGUACAUUUUAGCAUUUGAUAAUUGAAGUUGGGGUUUUUAAAAUUAUUCUCCUGCGAAAUUUCCUGAAACUAUAUUAUUACUUUGUUCUACAUUUUUAUGCAAAUUUGGAUACCCUGGCAUUUUGGUAGCGCACCUUGCAAAUCUAUUGAUAAUGCAGAAAAAUGUUAUAAAAAAUAUCUGGCAUCACAGCAUGUGUAAAUUCAAUCAUAACAAAUUUAUUAUUUAACAGCCUUGUUUUAUUUACAAAAUUAUCAAUAACAUUUGUACUUUACGGAGAUGAGUUUCAGACAGAGUUAUAAACUAAUCACAAAGCAAGCCAUUCGAUGGUUUCCCGGCCAUAUGGGUAAGGGCUUAAAGCAAAUGCAACAGAAGUUAAAGUCGGUGGAUUGUAUUUUGGAAGUACAUGAUGCACGAAUUCCGUUUUCCGGUAGAAAUCCAGAAUUUCAACAAACAAUAGCAGGCGGCGUGAAGCCUCAUAUAUUGGUUCUAAACAAGAAGGAUUUAAUAUCCCCAAAAGAUCAAAAGUAUAUAAGCAGAGCACUUAAGGAACAAGAGCGUUUGGAACAUGUAAUAUUCACAAACUGCAAAGAUCAUCAAUGUAACGGCAUGCGUAAAUUGAUGCCUUUAGCUAAUGAAUUAAUCUCAAAUUCCGGACGAUAUAAUAGAGAAGGUGAGAAAGAUUACUGUGUAAUGGUAAUUGGGGUCCCAAACGUGGGCAAGAGUUCUUUACUUAAUGUUAUGCGAAAUCGUUAUCUGAAGAAAAAAGCUGUAGCCCAAGUGGGUGGUAUAGCAGGAAUUACACGCUCAGUUAUGGAAAAAAUCAAAAUAAGUGAAGAUCCUUUAAUGUACAUGAUUGACACACCUGGAAUUUUGGAACCUCGCAUCAGCAGUGAUGAAAUGGGUAUGAAAUUAGCUCUGGUAGGUUGUUUGCCGGAUCAUUUGGUAGGUGAAGACCUAAUUGCUGAUUACUUACUAUAUUGGCUGAACCGACAUGAACGCUACGAAUAUGUUCCACUAAUGGGUUUAGAAAAACCUACAGACAAUAUAUCGGAAGUUCUGGUAUCAUGUGCCAAUAAAAUGGGUGUUCAAAGAAAAGUUAAAAGAAGUGAUGGACAAAUAUUAGUUAUGCCCGAUAUUUUGAACUCUGCCAGACAUUUUAUUAAGCUUUUUAGAACGAAGGCAUUAGGUGCCUGUAAUUUAGAUAAGGAAAUAUAUUAAAAAAUUAC